Messenger RNA from Pomacea canaliculata, 6078 nucleotides. RefSeq names its product cartilage matrix protein-like. NCBI's taxonomy places the organism in Eukaryota, Metazoa, Mollusca, Gastropoda, Architaenioglossa, Ampullariidae. The record is from RefSeq and is a predicted model, not a curated record. The coding region runs from base 5359 to 6078 and encodes 239 amino acids. The transcript is spliced from 8 exons.
UCGACUACCAUGGGAAAUACAAAUGUGUGCUGUCCUGUCCCAUCCCAUCCCAUGGGACGUUUCCCAUGGGAUUCCCAUGGGAUUCCCAUUCCUAUGGACAACACUGUGAAUUUGAGUGCAUAAUGAAUAGACGACAGGGUCAGGGAGUUAACCUUACGUCUAAGUCUUUUAUUUAGUGAACACCAGCAUAAACUCUCCAGACUUUGAUGACAAAGUCAUCUUUGUGAACGAGUACUUGUGUAACGUGCACGUGACAUGUAAGUAUCCAGACAAAGGUUCUUCGCCUGUAAGUAUAUAAGUAAGCUGUUUUUCUACCUGAAUCUGUGCAGUGAAUUCCACUUCCUCCUGAUACGUCAAGUCCAUUCUACACCAAGUCCCGAGCAUGUUGAAGAACAUAUAAGUACCAGAAGCUAAAGGUUAGGUUCCAUCUUGCACUUGCUUUGUCAAGAUGUGAUAACACACAUUUAUAAACUUAUUCUUAAUGCUCGAAACCAUACAGGCACACGCAUGGAAAUAUGACCGAAAGAGAAAAUCACAGUGCAGUAAUUACAAUGUACGUUUAAUGUAGACCUUCCCUGUGUUUUCGCAAGCACACUCACAGACUAAGAAUUGUUCGCCUCUAGACCGACAAUGGUCAUCGUUGUACGGCGCAUGCGUCACACCUACAAUCUCGAUGGUUUAAAACUAGUAGUAGUAGUAGUUUAUGCAUGUUGUCCAACGAGUGUUCCAAUCUUGUUUUGUACUAAGCCGUAGGUUCUAUGUUCUUUGUGUGAGAUCAAGAUCAGCUUCCUCAGGCUCUUGUUCUCGAAUGCCAGGAUUUUCCUUUCCGUUUAAGCGAACAGAGUCCACGAGUCACAUCCGUACAGCAAGACCAUCAUUUCCAGAAUUUGUGCAGCUUGUACGAGCCAGAAAGUCGGGCCUCGGGAGCAGGAAGAAGCACUGAUGUGUGGAUAAUACUGUCGUUGUUGUCAGUGUGGACACAAGCGACGUUCACGCCUCUUCCUUCCUGGUCUCAUCGUCUUGACACUCAGAAAUCACACAACCGGAUAAACCACUGGUCCUGCAUGCAGCUACACAUCAUGUCAUGAUGAAAGAUUUUAGACACUCAAAAGUUUCCGCCUGUUAUUUCCGGUGUUUAGGGCUAGGAGACGGGUCCAUGUUACUCCUUUUAUUCAUUGUCUGAAAUGGCUACGCAGUCGCUCUUGUAUCCAGUACAAACUGUCCGUGAUGUGUUUAAAUACCUUUGCUGGCACCUGCCUGACUAAUUAUCUGAACUGCUCUUCCCUAAAGUCCCAGCUAGCUAACUUUGCUCUUUGACCCCCGUCUUCUAUCAUCAGAACAACACAUGGCCACAUGACUUUUAGUUAUUGUGCAUUGAAACCAUGGCAUUCUCUCCUUUUUCAUAUCCUACCUACUGUUGAAUCCUCUAACGUGCACUGACAACGCACCUCUUCCUUAAACAUUAGUAGUAGACAAUUUCUCAUAAUGCUUGUCCGUUUUUACGCCGUUCCUUCCUUUUCUGGUUAUUACUACUUUCUGCUUGUCUUUCUUUUGUAAAAUUAUACUUUGCCUCUAUGUGAAUAAGUUUCACUUUGUGUUUUUGGUAUUUUCUAAAAGUCGUUUAAGUACUGUUGUUUAUCCUUCCGUAGCUCAUACGUUGUUUGCUUGUUUUUCUUCCUUGUAUGCUGUCCAUAUCUCAUUCUUGUGUUAAAGAAGGAGGUUUCUCUUGUUAACAGAGUACGAGGUUGACGAAUUUGCCACGAAAUUACCAUCAAAUAGUGUAUUAUAUAGAUAUAUCCAAAUUUUGUAUACAAUUCUGUUUGCUUCUGACUUCGUAUCUAUGCUUGACAAAUAUCCAUUGAAAUAGAUGUACGAAAUUUUCUUCUGUCGGCUAAUUUUAGCAGCUGACAACAAAGCCACAAGAAUUUGCAAGUUUUCGUGCAUGAUAAUAUUGUGAAUACAUGAAUAAAUACACGCGAGCCGCUAAACAUAUCUGUGCAAAUAUUUAUGUAAAACACUAUUUCCUUUUAUUUUGUACAAAGUAAAACUGGAAAAAGUGUGAAGAAAAUUAGGCAUCAUCCUCUGAAAAUAAAUUGGCCAGGAAAUACAAACAGUAUUAACAAGCAAUGUGCUGUGAUAUAUUAUCCGUUAGACAACAUAGUGUCUCAUUAGGAGGAAGAUAGCAAACAUUUAAACAUGGCAGCAUGUUUUCAUGACAAUCUUGACUGUUGAUUUUAUGUCGAAAUGAUAUGUAUUUUUCUACUGAGUUUGGCAUUUUAUCAUUUGAAGAUGACAUGAUGAAAUGUAUAUUGUGAUCUGGUUACCAUCACCCACACUCCACUGAUUUUUCUUUUCCAUCUCUUUCAAAAGUUUACAGACAGUUGAGUAACCUGGGGAAAGUUUUUUUGCACUAAACGGGUAUGAAAGAGACUCGUGUGAGCACUGAUGAUCUCUGAUGUCACUCAUGUUUGGAGCUCAGCCAUGUGUGACGAGUAAACCCUCUUUUCUUCAAUUAUUUGAGAGUUGUAAGGUUCACAGUGUCCGAAUUUAUAUGUGGUCUAUAACAAAAAUAUUACAAGAUGGAUUUUGCCAGUAAGAUAUGUUCCUAAAGGCCUUCUUGCUAUUAGUCAAGAAAUUCACUCUUCAAGAUAAUGAAACAUACUUGAUUAGGGUUUACAAGUCUAAAGAGCUUCCUAGUGUUUGCACAUUUUGCUUCUAUCAGUGCUCUCUAUGGAGUCUCAAGGAUUUGUGGUAAGUGAUCGCCUGAACCAUUAUCAGCGUUUGGGCGAGAGUAUAAUUACACUUUUCGAAUUUUGUAAGGAUUAGGGCUAUUAGUCCUGAUACAAUAAGAUUAGAAGAUUAGCUUGGUCACAGAAACACGUAGAAUAAACUCUACAGAAUUUAAAUUAACAUUCUGGCUCUUUGUUAAAUGCCAUCGCUUAAUCUAUUAUAGAUACCCCGCAUCCCCAAAAAAUAGAAUUUAACUUGUUUUUUCAAAGUAAAGACACUAGAAUUGUAUGAUGAUUUCAAAGUAACACAGGUUUUUUUUAGUUUAUUCGUACUGUGAAUGGAGCUAUCAUAGUAUUUUCUAUAAGCGCCACUGCUAUUAUAUCAAGAUUAGCGUUAACCCAAAAAUUUAAUGAGAGCACCAUAAACUUCAGCUGGAAAGUUGUCAUUACAAGGGUGCUACAUGUUCGUUAAGAUGUAAUUGAUUUCCUUUCUAUUCAAUAUAAAUAAACCAUGGCUGUUGAUGGUCCUAUGUUAAAACAAGAUAUGACUUGUAUUGAUACCAAUCAUAUAGCUGUUAAGACCAAAUCCUGUGGUAGUUUUCUACGAAAAGAAACGAAAGUGAAUAGCUCCAUACAUAUGUUCAGGAGAUAUUAGGACUAUACAUUUGAUGUGAUAUGGUUCUAGUAUUUCUACGUCUUAUUAGUUUUCCUUUGUAAUCCACAAACAGUAAUCAACACUAGAAACAAGCCUACAUGAAUCUGUUUGCAUUAGUGGUGUUAACCGUCAACUUCCUGUUGCUUCCUAUAGGUGCUUUAAAGCUCCAUAUAGUAAGAAACGGAAAUAAGUGUACCUAACUGAAUUGCACAUCGGUAAGAAGUGAAUAAAUUGAAAUGCCUUGUUUUUCUUAUCAUUAAAGGACUAAUAUUUUGAUUGCAGAUGGGUCAUGCUGUUGAGGAGGACAGAGAAAUGUUUUGAAGCUUGCUCCACCAAUGAAUCAAGUUAUCAAAUGUAGGUGAUCAAGGAAUGACUCCAGCAGUAAUCCCAUGUUUCAGGUAUUUGCAAAAACUACCCUGAAGACUGUAAAAAAUUCUUUGUUGUAAAUAAAUAUUAAAUCCAUGUUUACUUUUUUCUGGUACAUGAUAAAUUGUUUUGUUUUGUUUUGUUUUGGUUUUGGUUUUUUUUUUUUUUGGUGGGGGGAGGGGUCAGGUAUUCGCAACAAUUAUCUAAAGUUUUGAAGACUCAAAUUCUUUGUUGUAAAUAAAUAUUAAAACCAUGUAUAUCUGCUUGUAUACAAUAAAUUGUUGAAUCAUGUCUAUUUUUUUGUCUGCUGGUAUUUUCCAAGAGCUUUAAAAGGCUGAGAGGUUUUUUUAGGGUGGGGCUUUGAAGGGCGGAGAGAGUUAGUUCUCCCAAAACCCACAAAUGGCCGAUGCACCUUACGCUUCCAUCCCCCGCAGGGCUGGGAGUGUAACUUCCCUUAACGGCCCCAUUUCUCAGCCCGAAAGGGGCCCUUUCGGGGCCAAUGAACUCUUGCAGGCUGUGUUCAAUGAUGAUAGGGUUAUUUACCAUCUGUGUAAAUGCCAUACUUUAUAAUGCUAUGACUAAUACACUGGCAAUAAGACAUAUUCAAUGCAUUUACACUAGUUCUUAGUGGGAGUAUGAGGGGUGCAGGUGCUAGGUAAAACUUCUUACAAUGUGGAUUAAUUUGAUAAAACAGCUGCAUCUACUUACCAAACUGAACAGAUACCAGCUAGAGCUAGAAUGUCGUACAGUCUCUAUGAUUAUUUUUCCGCGCCACGCCAAUGAACUGUGAAGUAGGUAGUUCCCCUUAAGGGGCGGAAUGAGGGAGGGUUGUUUGUUUUAAACUGAAGUUAAAGGGUCGAUUUGUAAUCAAUUCAACCUCGGAGUUUAAUUUGACUACACCAAAUUUGGACGUUAUUAAUUUCAUUGUUAAUUGCAAAUGACAGAGUGUGUGAGUGUGUACAGAUCGAUGCGUGCGCGAGAGGGAAAGUAGAGAAUGAGUUAAGAGAAAGAGAGCGAGAGAAAACCUUAACUUUUUUUGUGUUGUAUACGUAGUAUAAAAUUAAAGUGAUAGAUUUUCAAGAAAUAUACUUAAAUGCACAUAGCUCAGUAAAUUGGACCACAAACCACAAAAAAUUAUGGAGGUAAUUUCUGUUAUUUGCUUAAUACUGCAUGUCAUUCUUUAUCUCUUGGUUUUAAUCUUAUUUAUUUCUAUGUGUGUGUGUGCAUGUACAUUCAAGAGAAAGAGGGUUAGUAUAUGUUUGUACAUGCGCAUGAGAGAGAGAGAGAAUGUCUAAUGUGCCCAUUCGAGAAAGAGAGUGUGCGUGCACGCGCGAGAGCGAGAGAGACAGGAGAACGAGUGGCGAAAGCGCGCGAGCCAUCGAGUGUGUGUGUGUGCGCUUGCGUGCGUGCGUGUGCGAGCGACAGAGAGUAGUUGUGUGCUUGCGUGCGAGCGAGAGAGCGUGUUGUCCGCGUGCGAGAGAGUGUGCGUGUUGCGCUUCCAUGCGUAUGAGUGAGAGGAGAGGAGAACGAAUAGAGAGUUAAAUCCCUUGUUAUUGUAGAGCUUUGCAUAUUGACUAUGCGGGGAACCGACUACUGGAACGUCAGGACAUGUUCUGUUGCAUGCUGAUGUCAGCUUUCCAGCCAGACUCUCCUCACAUCCUCGUCUUCCUGCAAGACAUCGCAGCUAACAUCAUGAUGCGCUCAGUCCUCAGUGUCUGUGUGAUGUUUACUCUUCUAAUACAAGGUGUAGAUUCAGACUCUGAGUGCACUACCAUCAUCAGCGAUUGCUACAGCGCAGUGGUAGACAUAGUAUUCAUUCUUGACAGUUCAGCAAGCGUGUUCUCUACGGAUUUCACUCGCAUGCUGCAUUUUACCCGUGAUUUGGUCUUUAAUCUAAACAUCGAUGGUGGCGAUGCUCGAGUGGGAAUCAUCACUUACAGUCACACAACCAAUGUAGAGUUCUACCUCAGCCAGUAUCAAAUCGAAACAGAAUUACUUACUGCUAUCGACGAUAUCACACACUCUCAUGGUUUGAUGACCAAUACAGGAGAAGCUCUAAAAACGAUGAGAGAAGAGAUGUUCACGGCUGUUCACGGUGACCGACCGGAAGUCCCAAACGUCGCACUUCUAAUCACCGACGGCAAUUCCCAGCAAGGAGAGAUCACAAAAAUUCAGGCAAAGAUAAGCAAGGAGGCGGGCAUUCACAUCUUUGCCAUUGGCAUUGGAAAAGUUCACCUCUCAGAACUAAUUAACAUCGCCAGCGGACACCUGAGGAGAAUACUUCAGAUUGACUACACCUAUUUCUUUGCCAUCACCCGGGACUGGUAA